AUGGCGGAGGAAGUCAAGAUGCUGGCUCCGGCUGGCUGCGCUCCGGGCAUGAACAUGAAUGUCAACGUCAACGUCAACGCCCUGUCACAGUCGCUACCGCCCUUGCUCAAGCGUAAACGCACCGAUUCCUCCGCGACCGACGCUCCCGCUGCAACCAAGCCUCGUCCUGAGCCAUCAGUCGUCGCGCCAACCCUCUCUACCUCGACGCCGACCGUCGUGCCUGCUUCGGAACCCGUGGCAGCGCCCGUCGCGACAUCGCCAUCGAUUACGAUAGCGCGCGAGCCGGCGCCGGCGCCGGCCGCGAGCGUGCGCCCGGAUGUGAAUCGCCUGCGCGAGACCAUCACCGCCCAGCUCAGUCUCGAGGUUCUCCUCAAGCACAACGAGCUGCGCCUGAUCGACCAGGAGAUUGCAAAGUGCCAGGUCGCGCUGGAACAGUUGCGACGCUGCGCUGAGAUCCCUUACCCGGGGUCUGCAAUCUCUGGUGUGUCGGCCGAUGUGAGCGCUGGCACGGGCGCGUCGGUGCUGCUGCCUGGAAAUGGCCCGGCACCGAUUUCGCCCGCGCCUUGGGGUGUCACGGAGGGUCCAUACUCGCGACACUACGCGAGAUGGCUCCUGCCGGACCCUCGGUUCGACGGUGGCGAGGUCGAGACGGGAUCGCUGGCGGUUCGUGACGGUGGCUUCAUGGUGCCGGAGGGUCGUUCAACCCGAGGAAAUCCAAUGGACUUUAGCUCGCUGGCGGGCAAGACUCGACCGUCGCGUGGGACUCCUCAAGCGAAAUUCCAGUCUUUGUCGUCUGGGUAUCCUGUUCCCAAGGAGAAGCCUGGACCGAUGCUCAUCCGGCGCAAGUCGGAUCAGGUCCUGGUCAAGCUGGUUUGUCUCGACUGUCGUCGGGAUAACUUCUCGAGCACUCAGGGUUUCAUCAACCACUGCCGUAUUGCGCACAACCGGAACUUUGCCAGCCAUGACGCUGCUGCGAUGGCUUCGGGUGAACCGGUUGAAGUCGAUGAUGCGGGUGCUAUCGUCGGUGGUACCGCUCCUCGCAGCGAGUCGACCAGCAGUGUCCAGACACCCGGGUUUGUGCAUCCGUUGAUUCGCUCUGCUCAACUCCCUACUCCUUCGAAAGAGUCGGCUACGCCUCAGACACCCUCGCCGGUCAAUAUGCCUGUCGCGGUUGCAACUCCGCCUGCUACGGUGCAGCAGAAGCCCGAGCCCCGUCGUCAGUCCGAGUCAGUCCAGGCUACGAGGAAUCCUUCCUUCCUUGCUUCCCCUGCUACGCCGCAUCUGUCUGCACUAAUGCGCGAUCGCGGCCUCGGACUGAACAUGGACAAGCUUGUGGCCGAGGCCAAGACUCCCGUCGAUCUCAGUGGUCUUUCUGACGAUGAUUCGGAUGCCGAUGAAUCGGGACACCAGUCCACGGGAACCAAUCAGACCUCGUCUCAGCAGGGCGCCCCCGUUGCUCGUCAUCCCAUGCGCACCCCGACGGCUCAAGCUGCUCUCCAGCGACCGGAGGGUCGCAAGGGUAUCGACAGAGAGCCCCAUGACCUGCCGGACUUGACUCCUUCCCGUCCGCCGUAUCAGCAGUCUUUCCUCGAUCUCUCCUCGCUCCCCAGUGGUCCUCACCCUGCACUGACCGACUCGUCUCGGGAAUGUGUCAGCCUGGACCACUCGGUCAACCUGAGUCCUAACGCACUCGAGUCUAACCAAGCCCCCAGCCUGGUUAGCGAUGACGAGGAUGACUACGAGGCGGCCUCGGACUCUGACAGCCCGAGCUCUUCCGAGGCUGACGAGGAGGAGCAGGAGUUCCGUCACAUCGAAGUCGAAGAUGACGAGCGUGCUGGUGCUCCAUCUGCUGCUACCGCCGAAGCCAAGCCCGGUCCAUCAUUGACAAACCCGGGUCCUCAGGCUGCACCUACGCUGUCCAAGCCGUUGAAGCAAAGCCGCUCCAAGAAGAUGUCUAUGGUUCCUACAUUCGGUGACCGCAGACGUGAUGAGGAACAAGUGAGCUUCGUGCACCCCAACAGCGAGGAAGCCAAGCUGAAGCGCUCGAACGGGCAAAAGCCUCCGCAGUCGAACUAG
Molecule: messenger RNA, 2076 nt
Organism: Penicillium cataractarum
Lineage: Eukaryota; Fungi; Ascomycota; Eurotiomycetes; Eurotiales; Aspergillaceae
Exons: 1
Coding region: 1-2076 (691 amino acids)
Source: RefSeq, a predicted model, not a curated record